Messenger RNA from Meloidogyne enterolobii, 702 nucleotides. NCBI's taxonomy places the organism in Eukaryota, Metazoa, Nematoda, Chromadorea, Rhabditida, Meloidogynidae. The record is from the annotation of a GenBank genome assembly.
AUGGCACUAAAUUUAAAACACCUAUUUACACAAGUUCUCCCCCAAGUUGAUUUCAAUAUCACCUCGUGCGGGAUAACAAUUUUGAGUCCCAGACUCACAACUCCUCGUUUAAUCCCAUACGAUCAGGCCGGUCGUUGCAAGGAGUGCAAGAGUACCGAGGUUGAACUUGACUUUAUUGUAACAAAGGAGGGUGUUACGAUUUAUUGUACCCGCCUAAGUUCCGGUUCACGAUUUGUGCCUUUUGAUUCAAUAUAUGAGUUGCCCACACAUUGCUUCUUCAAAGUUAAGAAUAAAGGGAGAGUGUUUAAUGUACCACAUGGCUUACAAAAUCAGCAAACUAUACAUAAUACACCAAAUUCAAAGAGUGGGAAAAGGAAAUUUGAUGAGUUGUCUCCUUCUACUACUCUUGCUCCUCCAACUAAAUAUUUGACUUCUCCUCCCCGUCAGGUUUCUCCUCCGCCUACUCUCGCUACUAAUUUACCUUCUCCUCCCCGUCAUAUUUCCUAUGCUUCGCUUAUACCUUCAGAUGAUUCUCCUCCUCGUCCUGAUACACCUCCAGAAGAAGUUCCGUUUGAGAAGGAGCUCCAGGAAUUUUAUGAUAGUUUAAUGGCAGCUACUACUGGAUUAACGUCAUCUCCAAAGAAGAUGGAAGAGAAGGUUGAGAAGAAAGAGGAAAAGGAUGAUACAAAAGUUCCUAUAUAA